Haplochromis burtoni (Burton's mouthbrooder) is the source of this 405-nucleotide messenger RNA. RefSeq names its product zinc finger protein 239. The transcript has a single exon. Gene Ontology annotation, biological process: regulation of transcription by RNA polymerase II. The record is from RefSeq and is a predicted model, not a curated record. Gene Ontology annotation, molecular function: DNA-binding transcription factor activity, RNA polymerase II-specific; RNA polymerase II cis-regulatory region sequence-specific DNA binding. Bases 1 to 405 code for a protein of 134 amino acids. Gene Ontology annotation, cellular component: nucleus. NCBI's taxonomy places the organism in Eukaryota, Metazoa, Chordata, Actinopteri, Cichliformes, Cichlidae.
AUGUUCCUGACUAGUGCGCAGCUGGAGAUCCACAUGAGGAUUCACACCAACGAAAAGCCGUAUCACUGCAGCGAGUGUGGCAAGGGAUUCAGCACCAAAGGCCCGUUGACCGUUCACAAGCGGGUCCACAGCGGGGAGACGCCCUACCACUGCCCAGACUGCGGCUGGUCCUUCAAACGCAAGACCAACCUAGACAACCACUUAGUGCUUCACUCGGGUAUCAAGCCAUUUGUGUGCGGUAUUUGUGGGAAAGCUUGCGCACGAAAAGAAUACUUGACUGUUCACAUGAGGACCCACAAUGGAGAGAGACCAUACAAGUGUGCCCUCUGUGACAAAGCUUUUACUCAGAGUCAUUGUCUAAAAACACACAUGAAGAGCCACCAGGCGCCAGGAUCUGCAACGUAA